CUUGUUUGCACUGACAUUCACAGAAUGUUAGCGUGAUGAGAUUUAUCAGUCUGCGUAUAUUUUGUUAACAGUUUAUGGCAGUGUUGGACUGUGAUAAUUCAGAAACGCCAAGUUAGAUAGAGAUGUCAUUUAGCGGAAAAGUUGUCAUAAUUACAGGUGCCUCCAGCGGAAUCGGAGCUGCAACUGCUAUUGCAUUUUCAAAAGAAGGAGCCAAGUUAUCAAUUUGUGGCAGAAACAAAGAAAGGUUAUCAGAAACAGCCAAAGAAUGCCAAGAAAAUGGUGCCGAGGUUUUAGAAAUUAUUGGAGAUUUGUUAGAAUUUGAACAUUUGGAACAUUGUAUUGACAAAACAGUCGAGAAAUUUUCUGCUAUUGACGUGUUGAUUAAUAAUGCAGGACGUUCAUUGGCUAAACCUUUCGAGAAUACAGAAGAACCUGAUUUUGACAUGAUGUUUCGGAUACUCGUCCGAGCGCCCGUUUUUCUCUGCAAAUAUGCUUUGCCCCAUCUGAAGAAAACAAAAGGAUGUGUAGUGAAUGUGUCGAGUGUUGCAUCACUAUGCACAAAAAUAGGAGACCUCCCAUACCAAAUGUUUAAAUGUGCUUUGAAUCACUUCACGAAAGGAUUUGCAGCAGAGUGCAGUCCAUUUGGUAUCCGUGUGAACAGCAUCAACCCAUCUGUGGUCAUGACAAGAUUUGCAGAAACAUCAGGAUUUUCAAUGGAAGUCAUGGACAAGGUCGUUGAACGGUUCAAGAAUAAUCAUCCUCUUGGAAUAAUUCAACCUGAAACAAUAGCCGCUGGAAUUAUGUUUCUGUGUACUUCUCCCCAUAUUACCGGAAUAUUAUUGCCAGUAGACUCGGGAUUUUUGGGUACAAUUUGAGAUGCUGUGAAUAGCCUAUAUUGC
Molecule: messenger RNA, 899 nt
Organism: Styela clava
Lineage: Eukaryota; Metazoa; Chordata; Ascidiacea; Stolidobranchia; Styelidae
Product: meso-2,3-butanediol dehydrogenase-like
Source: RefSeq, a predicted model, not a curated record